Molecule: messenger RNA, 1938 nt
Organism: Pipistrellus nathusii (Nathusius's pipistrelle)
Lineage: Eukaryota; Metazoa; Chordata; Mammalia; Chiroptera; Vespertilionidae
Source: the annotation of a GenBank genome assembly
AUGGUGUUGGCCAUGGCAUCUCAGGAUACUCAGAGCCUGUUCCAGCCUCUCUCUUCUUGGAUAUCUCGGGUGUAUGAAGCUCUCCAGCAAGCAGGAGGUGUGUUAUCUGCCUCAUUGGUUAACUUAAGCAAACAAGACUCUAAAUUGAAUGACAAGGUAGACCAGGACUUAGAUGAUAUUCAGAUUCAGGAAACGUACUUUGAAGUUGAAGAACAAAUCAAUGAUGGGAGUCAAGAGGACACAAAUUCCUUGUUUCUUGAAGUGGAUCAUUUUUCUUGUUGCAAUAGUGGUUUCCAGGGCUCUGCCCAAAACUCAAGUCCUAGACUUAGCCAACAUGCAAAGGACUCAUAUUCCAUAAUAUCCCAGUGGCCCAAUCAGACUUGUGAUGACCAAAAGCCACCACAUGUGCUUUCUUCUAUUGCUGAGGAAGAACAUCACCUUGAACAGCAAAGGAGUGGCCUUCAACAUGACUUUGAGAGCCAGCUCUCUGGUAUUUUAGAAAAUGUUUAUGGAAAAAAGCAAGUGAAUAGCUUUGGAGAUGAUGACGAGCUGUGCACAUCUUCUGACACUGACGAGGAGGUGAUCAAGCAAUUUGAGAUUUCUGUGUCCCGGUCCCAGAGUUUCCGGGCAAGAGUGUCUGAGAAAAGCAAGCAGACAAGAUUGGAGCAGAAACCAAAAGUCUGCCAUCUGCACUCUACCAAGGAAGAGGACAGAACCCAGGUGUCUGCCUGUGAAGAUUUGGAUGGAGCAAGGCAACUACCUUAUUCUGAGAAUUUGUCUUAUGGUGGAGAGGAGCCCACCUCUGCCCAAGCACAGUCCCUAUGUGAGGUGGGGGAUGCCAGGCACCAUGGUGCAUCUCCCCAAGAGACCAGCGUGGUCCACAGGCUCAGUCGCCAGUCCACCGAGGGCAGCUUGGAGAUGGAAGCCGCUUUUAAUAACCGGGGACUUGAAGACUCCUAUGCCACUGACAGCUCCUCCGUGUGGAGUCCAGAGGAGCAGGAUGGGGCUGAUUUUCAGCUGCCAUCAGGAGUCCCAGAACCCAUCUCAAAGUGUGGUGAUCUGGAUGUCAUCUUUGAAUAUAGAGCUGUCAGCCAGAAACUCACAGUGACCAUUGUGAGAGCACAGGGCCUCCCGGAUAAGGACCGAAGUGGCGUCAACUCCUGGCAAGUUCAUGUAGUCCUGCUGCCCAGUAAGAAACAGAGGAGCAGGACGGGCAUUCAAAGAGGGCCCAACCCUGUCUUCAAGGAGAAGGUCACCUUCGCCAAGCUGGAGCCCAGAGAUGUGGCUGGCUGUGCCGUCCGCUUCCGCCUGUACGCUGCCCGCAAGAUGACCCGUGAGAGAAUGAUGGGAGAGAAACUCUUCUAUCUCAGCCACCUGCACCCAGAAGAGGAAAUGAAAGUGACUCUGGUUUUGGAGCCAAGAAGUAACAUCAGUAGUGGAGAGUCUCCGCUUAGCCCAUCUGCCGUUUCUCACAGUGAUAGUGCUUCAUCCACGCAGUCGCUGUCUCAUGGAGGGGCACCAGAGCUGUUGGUGGGGCUGUCCUACAACGCCACAACGGGGCGAUUAUCUGUGGAAAUGAUCAAAGGCAGCCAUUUCCGAAACCUCGCUGUGAACAGAGCGCCUGAUACAUUUGGAAAGCUCUUUCUCCUCAAUUCGGUGGGUCAAGAGAUGUCCCGCUGCAAGACAUCCAUUCGACGUGGCCAGCCCAAUCCUGUCUAUAAGGAGACCUUUGUUUUCCAGGUGGCCCUCUUUCAGCUCUCUGAUGUCACCUUGAUGAUCUCCGUUUAUAACAGGCGCACUAUGAAGCGUAAAGAGAUGAUUGGCUGGAUUGCUCUGGGCCAAAACAGUAGUGGAGAGGAGGAGCAAGACCAUUGGGAGGAAAUGAAGGAGACCAAAGGCCAGCAGGUCUGCAGGUGGCACACCCUGCUCGAAUCCUAG